GACCGACUUAAAACCAAAAUCUCUCUCUUGCCCUUUCCUUCCUCCCACUGUCAUCGCGAUUGGCCUUCCAAUUCUCGUGAUCUCGUCAGUCAGUUGCCGUUGUCGGUGCCACUCCAUCGAGGUUCACUCCAUCGAGGUUCACUUCGUCGAGCGUUCGAAAUCCUGCGAUUCCUCUGUUCUUUCUUCUCCGAUCUUGAGCUGCUCAUUCCGUUCUUUGCCUAAAAUUCUGUCACCAUAAUUGAGUUAAGCAAGAUGGAUUCCAUGGAGCAACAAAUAGUUUGGGAGUUUGACUGAGAGGAAGCAUUUGCCUUUAUAAAGGACUUAUUAGAAAAAAUCAUAUGGUAUAUAGAUAAUGGUGACUAUUUCAAAGGAUUGGUACUAUAUAUGAAUGACUAUUAAUUGUGGAUUUGACAAUUAGCUUGCAUUAUUUUUAUGAAAUUUUUAUAUUCAUUGUUUUGAAGAUCUCAGAAUGGUAUUUUUGUCCAUAUGAAAAUUUUGUUAAAGUUAUCCUAUGUAAUCCUACAAAAUUCCAAACAUAAAAUGGGAUAAAUUUUUUAUACAAUCCAAAAAAAUGCCAAACAUAAGAUGAGAUUCAUAUUAUCUUUUCCAAUCUAGUCUUGUUUUGUCUCAUUAUUUGUCUUACUCAGUCCUAUCCUAACCUGCAUCUCAAACAUGCUGUUAAUCUCGUCACUAGGCAUUCAAGGCUCCUCCAUUACGAUUAGCAGAAGCACCGACCUCAAGGGCCUCUAUGUAUAGAAUCUUCACUAUGUUCCUAAAGCGACGCCGGAAUGUGGGAAUCCGGGACAUGGAAGCUACUAUUCCCUGUAACCUGUCAUUUGAAAGUUAAUAGAUGAUAUCCAACUUCCAUUUGUAUAGGAUUGGCAAUACAAAAGCAUGGUUUGAAGCGGUGGAAUUGAUCAUAUUUGCAUUAUCAGUAAAUGUACCUUCUGAUUAUGGCUUGAAGCUGAGUUCUCCUGACUUUGUCAUUGGAUGGAUAUCCAAUAUCAUCCCAACCCUCAGACUUUGUAACGAGCUUUCUCAGGCAAAUUUCUUCAUCUUCAUCAAGUUGAUGCUUCUUCAGUUGCUCUUUCAUUAUCAAGAGGGGUUCGAUGAACCAGUCAAACAACUUAUCGCUAGGUCCAUUGAUCCUUGUCAAUUUCACAUCGUCAGCUGCAAAAUUUGAUUACACAACUAUGUUGUCACUCAAUUAGGUUAGAUAAAACCAAUGACAUAAAGGAGACAAGAACACAUACUAAUCACCAACCCAGAAGAGUCAAACUUCGCUGAUGCCAAUAGGCACUGCAAUAUGGACCAAGCAGGUAGUUUGAUACCCAACUUUUUGCAAUUGCCUUUCAUCGGGCAUUCCUCAAUUUCUUUUGUACUUAUCAAGCUGUUUACACCUAAUUUUACAACAAAUAAAGUGCUGCCACGUGUCACCCAUGAUGGUAGAUAUUUUAUUAGUUGGAAGUGGGUGUGGAUUUCUUCAGAUGAAAUUGAAUGGUAAUUUCCACAACGGCAGCAAAACCGUUC
Rubroshorea leprosula is the source of this 1530-nucleotide messenger RNA. NCBI's taxonomy places the organism in Eukaryota, Viridiplantae, Streptophyta, Magnoliopsida, Malvales, Dipterocarpaceae. The record is from the annotation of a GenBank genome assembly.